AUGUCUAGUAAAGAAGAAGAGUUGUUUAGAAAGAUCAUUGGAUCAGUGACACUAAGAACGACGAUAUUCAAUCAUGUAAGAGAGAUUAGAAUGUUGUUGGGUACAACAUUCUACAAGAUACCAGGAACAAAGUACACUGUCGAACUUUGUCCGAUCAUUGAAGAUCACCAAUUCAUCAUAAGAAAAUAUGCUAUGCGGUACCAAUAUUAUUUUUACAACAAUACCAAAGCACAUACAUUUACGUUGGGUGCAUUGGAUACAAUCACUGGUUUGCUACAAAACUCUGUAUCCAAGUUGGUUAAACGUUCAAUACAACUCAUGUCUUUGGAGAAUGUAAAUGAUGGUGGUUCUGCUUUUGGCUCUGGUGGAGGACUUCGAUGCAAACAUCUUGCCUUGAGUUUAAUGGAGCUCUUUACUCAUCAAGAAGCAGCCGACUAUGGUAUCGAGAUGGCUUGUGAAGCUGUUGACAAAUACCACAUUGGAGAGUCUUGUAAAGAACCUUACAUGCUUUAUGUGUAUCAAGUAUCACAUAUUAUCGAGAAGUUCAAGUCUGCUGCAGCGGGUGGCAAUGCCAACUUUGGCAAUCUUUACACAACAACCGUGGUCUUUUUCCACAGGAUCAUAGAAUACAUACUUCAUAUGAUCGCAAAUCCCAUUGCCUGCAUAAAGAAAAGGAGAAAUUCAACUACCAUGAUCAGCUCUCAAGAAGUCAAGGAAAUAUUAAAAGGAGAGGAAUUUACUUCAGGAUUCUUUUUUAGAGAUGAAUUAGAGCCUCCACAAGCCUCAGCUACUCUUGGUCUAGACUCAAUAAAGUUUUUGGAGAAAAUCAAAGAGACCGAUCAGCUAUACACCGAGGAUCCCAAUGAAGCUAUUAAUACUAUUUACACUUUUAACAAUCCAAACGACGACGACAAUGAUGAUGAUGAUGAUGAAGGCUACAAUCAACCAGACUUUGGACAGUUGGUGGUUGAACUUCCAAUCGAGAAUCUCCGAACCAUUGCCAAAAUGUUGUCUGUCGAUAUCCAAGAAUGUUUGGAUAAAAAAAAUGUAAUUAAAAAGAAGAUUAUGAAUGAAAUCAAACAAUUGACAUCAAAGAAAAUGAUUUUCAAAAUGUAUGAAGAUGAUGGAGAUGUUGAUGCAUCACAAUACAGCGAGACUGAUCUAAUCAAAAUAUGUCGAUGGUAUGAAUGUAUGUGCGACAAUGACGGGUAUCACGAUGUUUGGUUUAUGACUCCAGUACAAGCAUUCAAAGAAUUUGGAGAUCCAAAGGAACUUAAAGUUAAUGGUCUUGAAUUUCAACAUAACGGGUCUUAA
Molecule: messenger RNA, 1314 nt
Organism: Cavenderia fasciculata
Lineage: Eukaryota; Evosea; Eumycetozoa; Acytosteliales; Cavenderiaceae
Exons: 4
Coding region: 1-1314 (437 amino acids)
Source: RefSeq, a predicted model, not a curated record